This is a messenger RNA of Suillus fuscotomentosus, 1355 nucleotides long. RefSeq names its product Manganese/iron superoxide dismutase. The transcript has 3 exons. Gene Ontology annotation, biological process: superoxide metabolic process. The coding region runs from base 54 to 1103 and encodes 349 amino acids. Gene Ontology annotation, molecular function: superoxide dismutase activity; metal ion binding. Lineage: Eukaryota; Fungi; Basidiomycota; Agaricomycetes; Boletales; Suillaceae. The record is from RefSeq and is a predicted model, not a curated record.
CUCGUCCAAGGCCGAACUACCUUCUACUUAAUUUGUAGUCGCCAUUCUUUGUCAUGAGCAGUGCUGGUCUGUGUCGAGCAUCGUCCUCUCUUACCGGUGCAUUGUCUGCAUGGAAGAGCACGAAAUGUCCAAGGCAAUUUUGGGGUGCACGGAGACACCUACAUUCUCGGAUAGAACUCGACUACAAGGUCGAUGAGGGCCUUGCAAACUUUAUGUCGCCAAGGACGCUUAAAAUGGUUUCUGAGGAGUAUCAGCAAGGUUUGCUCGACCGGUUGAACGAGAUGUUUCCUGAUGCUGCUGACCAGCGAAAGAGCGUCACACAACUCGUGAUCGACACUGCUAGCUCUGGAAAAGAUGCCCUUGGCUUCUCCUAUGCAAGUCACGCCCUCAACAAUUCGUUCUUUCUCAACUGCCUUCGACCUCCGAAAAAAGAGGAAAACUACGAAGAUAAGAUUCACAAUCUUCUCAUAGCUCCAUCCAUCCGCACCCAAUUCGGUAGCUUGCCGCAUUUCAUCAACAACUUCUCUUCCGCCGCCAGAGGAAUGUCGGGGUCGGGAUACAUCUGGCUUAUCACGGACGCCGUGGGCAACCUUGCCAUUCAGCCCACCUUCGCUGCCGGCACACUUCUUGUUCGCUCGCGUGCGUGCACGGAAAACCCUGCGGGUUGUCAUGAAGUGCUUCACGAGGGCAGGUUCCGCGACGGCCCACAGCCAACGCACUUGAACACGGGGCUAGGCAGCACACCGACAUCACCCACGUCAGGCAUGUCCCAAGGCCCUGGGCCACUGCACCCUUCUGCCCCCGUACGAACACUGCACUCAUCACCGCGUAGUCACCUAGAUGGCGCGCGUUCUUUCUACGAUGAUGAGCGCGCAGAUCGGGGGAUUGAUUCCUCCGCGAGGAGCCUACGUAAUUUGGGCGAAAAGAUCUACCCUCUAUUCUGUGUCAGCAUUCACGAGCAUUGCUGGCUUCUCGAUCAUGGAGUGUGGGGCAAGGAGAAAUAUAUGAAGGAGUUCUGGAGCGUGUUGAAUUGGGAAACGGUUAACGAACGGUACCUGACAUUCACCAGUACGAAAGUCGGCCCUCAGCCAUUCCGAAAGUAGAUGGAUGGAGCUGCAGAAAUUUACGGUGUUUUGGCAUAAUUCACUGCUCAGUCUACUUAGAUAUAUAACAUCCAUACUUAUACCGUUCGUUUUAAACUUUUCCGCAUAGCGGAAUGCUAUUGAUCUGAUCAUAAACUCAAGUUGGCAGGUCGUCGCAUCUUGGAGAAGCCUUGAAUAGACUAUGUUGAAGUGAAGUAUCCAAAUUCAUGCACCGAUACGAUAUACUUUGAAUAUUCUACGUGCAUACAUCAA